UAUAAUGCUUCCAAAAAUCACGACAUCUUGCUUCACCAUUAAGGUAAAGAGUAUACACAUAUAAUUAUCAAUUUUAACCCAAUUUUCUUGUUAAAAUCUCUGCUAUAUAUAUGGAGUUUGAAAGUUUUGGCAUAAUAUUUGCUGUAAGCGCUCUAGGUUUGAUCUCUCUUUUGAAGUUGUUGAUCAGUUUUGUGAGGUGGGUAUGGAUCAUGUUCUUGAGACCCCCAAAGAAUCUCAAGGAAUACGGCUCAUGGGCUAUGAUAACUGGCCCCACAGCCGGAAUUGGCAAAGCCAUCGCCUUUGAGCUUGCCUCAAAGGGCCUCAACCUUGUUUUGGUAGGUCGAAACCCUUCGAAACUCGAAGCCACUUCCGCGGAAAUACGACGUGAUCAAGUCGUCCAAGUGAAGACGGUUGUCAUUGAUUUGGCCAAGUCUAAUGCUGAGGAAAUAGCUCGAGUUAUAGACGACGAAACGAGAGGAUUAGACGUCGGAGUUGUGAUUAACAACGCGGGAUUAGCGUACCCUUAUGCGAGGUUCUUUGACGAGGUUGAUUCGGAUUUGAUGGAGAGUAUCAUGAAGGUGAACAUGGAAGCGCCCACGUGGAUCACGUGGUCAGUUCUUCCGAGAAUGCUCGAGAAGAAGAAAGGUGCCAUUGUCAACAUUGGCUCUGCCUCUUCUGCUGUUGCUCCUUCUUACCCUCUAGUUACCGUUUAUGCUGCUUCCAAAGCAUACCUCGCCAUGUUCUCAAGAAGCACGAGUGUAGAGUACAAGCAAAGCGGAAUUGACAUCCAGUGUCAGAUUCCACUAUUUGUGGCGACAAAGAUGACAAAGCUAAAAGCAAAAUCCUUCUUCAUCCCAUCGCCAGAAGCAUAUAGCAGAGCAAGCGUAAGAAGCAUAGGCUAUGAAAUUGUCUGCGCGCCUUAUUGGUUUCACUCUGUGCAAUGGUUCAUAUCAGAUCUGUUGCCUGAUGCGUUACUCAACUGGUGCCUGUUUUCCUACUUUCUUGGGAUGAGUAAGAGAGCAAAACUUAAGGAAUCUCAGAAAAUCAAAAAGUUUCAGCAGCAGUAAAAACUACACAGUUGUAUAUUAAUGCUAAAUACG
Molecule: messenger RNA, 1100 nt
Organism: Morus notabilis
Lineage: Eukaryota; Viridiplantae; Streptophyta; Magnoliopsida; Rosales; Moraceae
Product: very-long-chain 3-oxoacyl-CoA reductase 1
Exons: 3
Coding region: 111-1067 (318 amino acids)
Cellular component (GO): endoplasmic reticulum
Molecular function (GO): ketoreductase activity
Source: RefSeq, a predicted model, not a curated record